Molecule: messenger RNA, 3561 nt
Organism: Labrus bergylta (ballan wrasse)
Lineage: Eukaryota; Metazoa; Chordata; Actinopteri; Labriformes; Labridae
Source: RefSeq, a predicted model, not a curated record
CCAGUCCAUCUGGCCCAGAGCAGUUUCUUGGUGGAGGCCUUUGGUAAAUCCUUCAUCCUUGACCUGGAACUCAACCACGACCUCCUGUCUACAGAUUAUGUGGAGCGUCACUAUGAUGAGGAAGGGCAGCUAUCAAUGAAUAUGGGAGGAGAGCACUGUUACUACCAUGGGCGAGUGCGGGGAUCGCCCGGCUCCUGGGCCGCUCUUGCCACCUGCCACGGCCUUCAAGGCAUGUUUUCUGAUGGGAACUUCUCGUAUGGGAUUGAACCUGUUGACAGUGGCAAGGAGGAGUACAACGAACACAUUAUAUAUCGCAUGCCAGACAUCGACCUCUUUCCACCUCCUUGUCCAGGAUGCUCAAUGAACAGAACAGGACAUGAGGAGAAGACAAACAGCCAUGUCGAAGAAGAGGGCGAGCAAAAAGGCGGAGAUGGCUGGUCCGAGGAGCAGAAGCCAGUUUUCAAAAAAGGCCUGAGACGCUCAAAGAGACAAGUGCGACGAGGACAGCGCACAGUCCAGACUGAGACCAAGUACAUCGAGCUGAUGGUUGUCAACGACCAUGAACUGUUUGUGCAGGUCCGUCGGUCGGCCACUCAGACUAAGAACUUUGCCAAAGCAGUGGUGAACAUGGCCGAUGCGAUCUUUAAGGAGCAGCUCAACACUCGCAUCGUCCUGGUGGCCAUGGAAACCUGGUCUUCUGAGAACAAGGUCUUUGUGGGCGACGACGCCUUGCUCACCCUCCGAGACUUCAUGAAGUACAGGAAGGAGAGCAUCAAGGAGCGCUGUGACGCUGUUCACCUUUUCUCUGGGAGGACUUUCAUGAGCAGCCGCAGCGAGGCCGCCUACAUAGGGGGAAUCUGCUCCAUCACCAGAGGUGGAGGCAUCAAUGAGUUCGGCAGUGUGGGCCCGAUGGCCAUCACACUGUGUCAGAGUCUGGGCCAGAACAUCGGCAUGCUGAGAAACAAAGAGAGGCCGGCUGCUGGAGACUGCAGGUGUCCCGACCCGUGGUUGGGCUGUAUCAUGGAGGACACAGGUUUCAACCUGCCUCGGAAGUUCUCUCGCUGCAGUAUAGACGAGUACCUGCGUUUCCUCCAACUAGGGGGAGGCAGCUGUCUCUUCAACAAGCCCAGCAAGUUGUUGGACACGCCGGAGUGUGGGAAUGGAUAUGUGGAGAUCGGAGAGGAAUGUGACUGUGGAUCACUUGUGGAGUGUGCCCGUAGUGGAGCCAACUGCUGUAAAAAGUGUACCCUUACCCACAAUGCAAUGUGCAGCAACGGGCUCUGCUGCAGGGACUGUAAGUACGAGCUGAGAGGGGUGACGUGUCGUGAUGCUGUGAACGACUGUGACAUUUCUGAGACCUGCACAGGAGACUCCAGCCAGUGUCCUCAUAAUGUGCACAAACUGGACGGCUACAUGUGUGAUGCUGGACAGGGUCGCUGUUAUGGAGGUCGUUGCAAGACCAGAGAUAGUCAGUGCAAGAGUCUGUGGGGCUACAACUCAGCUGACAGGUUUUGCUAUGAAAAGCUCAACUCCGAGGGCACAGAGAAAGGAAACUGUGGCCCAGACUCCAGUGGUCAGGGAUGGGUGCAAUGCAACAAGCAAGACGUUCUUUGUGGAUUGCUGCUGUGCACCAACCUGACAGAGAGGCCGCGCUUCGGUGAACUGCAAGGGAAGCUCACCAGUCUGACCAUCCACCACCAGAACAGAUACAUGGACUGCAGGGGUGGUCAUGCUGUGCUGGAUGACGGCUUGGAUCUGGGUUAUGUGGAGGAUGGGGCACCGUGUGGGCCGAACAUGAUGUGUUUGGAGCGUCGCUGCCUCCCUGUCACAACAUUCAACCUCAGCACCUGCCCGGGCUCCUCCACCUCACGCAUCUGCUCCCACCACGGCACUUGCAGUAACGAGGUGAAGUGUAUCUGUGAUCCAGACUACACCGGGAAGGACUGUAGCGUGUUUGACCCGAUCCCCAUCCCCACCCCGCCAGAGGGUCCAGAGAAACACAAAGAAACAUCCGAAGGGGCAGAUCCUCGGGUGGCUGAGUCGUAUCUCUUUGCUGUCUUUGUCUACCAUAAUCUGUGUCCAGCCUGCUCUGAGGAGACAAAAAAAAAAAAACUCAAGAUGUCUUCCAUUUAUGAGCCCUCAGACCUCUCCACUCUUUUUCCCUCCUUUAAUUUCAUCUGUACCUUCCUCCUUGAUGGUCAAAGAUUUUUUUAAACUGUGGAACUUAAGACACCAGAUCUUACCAGCUGUCAGGGAUCAUCUGGAUACAAAUAUCUGAGUCUAUAUUUGCGGUAUUACUGUUGUUUUUCCAGCUGUUCUUCUGCCAUAUUGACUGCUGGUUGUAUACUUUUUACCCCUUUAAGUGAUUCCUAAAAGAAAAAAAAAAGGACAGAGCCUUCUGUCCGUACACAGUUAAAAUAUUUUGCCUCAUGGAGAACUCUUAACCUCUUUCAGUAGUGUGACUUUAACUGCCAUAUCACCCAGUAGUGAAUGUUUGCACUCUAUCAGCGUAGAUGAGGUUUUUUUUUUGUGUGCUAGUACAUUCCGCAGUGACCUCCAUACUUUCUCAUUUAACGCUGCCUUCAUUUACAAACACUAGCCCAUGUAAAUCAAUGCUUCCACAUAAUCUGCAUUAAUAUAUUAAUGUAUAGUACAAACCACUAACUAUUAAUAAAGAUAGACGAUGCAUCUCCACCUCCUCCCGUUGUACAAAGCUGAAGCCAAAAUACCCCUGUGACGGGCGCUAACACAUUAGUCUGCCAAGUAGGGAUCGUCUAGGUGUGCAGAGGUUCUGAUGCCCUGCUGCUUCUGCUUACCAUGACACACAUUUAACUUAUCAAUAAUUUGGUAUAGAUCCCGCCCACAGUAGAACCGAUUCUUGUUGAGGCAGACAUUCACGGUUAUGGAAGGUUCAAUGACUCAUUUGUAAGCAUUGGUUUCAUUUUCUCUCGUCUUUCUCCUCUACUCUCCUAAUAUAUUACACACAGUGAUGCAUUUGUCAACAGAGCUGUCAAUCAUGGCAUUAUACCUUUUAUAGCAUCAAAGGACUAAUUAUAAAAAAGCUUCUUGGAGGGGGAAAAAAGAGGACAUGAACACAAAUCAAUGUUAUAAAAACUAGCUAUCAUGUCAAAAACCGUUUGAGAAAAAUGUAUUUGACAUGAAUUUUAAUUCUAAAUAUUUCCCCAUGUCCCAUCUGUUAACAUGGAGGAGGCAGAGUUUAUGACCUAUACUGCAGCCAGUCAGGCUGCACUUUGCGGGAGUUGUUGAUCUUCAUCUUUUUAUAUUGUCUGGUUCAAACCUGCAUGGAGGCUCGUUGUGUCUCUGUGCUGAUGUAAGCGAAGCUGAAUAGUGUGUUGCAUACACACCAAAUAUUUUCCCCUGUAAUAUAUUUAAUCCACCCAUUGCAUCCACAGGACCAAUAUGCAUACAGGUAUGCUGAACACUGGUGCUGAUGUACAUAUUGUAAUAUAAGGUCGAGUCAUUUAGACCGCAGUGACUCACUGACGCUCUGAAUGGAAGCACAAACCGCUCAUGUUGGAGAUUAAAUAAGCAAGACAGGAU